Camelina sativa (false flax) is the source of this 930-nucleotide messenger RNA. RefSeq names its product RING-H2 finger protein ATL80. The record is from RefSeq and is a predicted model, not a curated record. Lineage: Eukaryota; Viridiplantae; Streptophyta; Magnoliopsida; Brassicales; Brassicaceae.
AAAACCUCUGCAUCUCUUUCUCAUUCCUAAAACCUCUCAUCUCAUCUCAUACUCAAAAACUCAAUCAAUCAUCUUCCAAACUUUUCAAACAGAACAAAACCUCUCUCUCUCUUUCUCUCAUCUAACUUGCUUCAAUGGCACGUCUUCUCUCCCGUCUCCUCGUUGAAUCCAAUUCUCCUUUGCCAGCGGUUGAUAACUCCACGGCCGCUUUAAAUUCCGAUCUCGUCGUCAUCCUCGCUGCUCUCCUCUGCGCUUUGAUUUGCGUUCUUGGUCUCAUAGCGGUUUCUCGAUGCGUCUGGCUCCGUCGUCUCGCGGCCGGAAACAGAACCGCCUCAGGAUCUCAUCAAGGUCAAUCUCCUUCGCCUCCGGUCGCAGCGGCUAACAAAGGACUCAAGAAAAAAGUCCUCCAGUCACUCCCGAAGCUCACCUUCUCCCCGGAGUCACCGUCUUCGGAGAAAUUCGCCGAGUGCGCGAUCUGUCUAACGGAAUUCUCCGCCGGGGACGAGCUCCGGGUUUUGCCGCAGUGUGGUCACGGAUUCCACGUUCCAUGCAUUGACACGUGGCUAGGUACUCACUCGUCUUGUCCUUCUUGCCGUCAGAUCUUGGUCGUUGCCACGUGUCACAAGUGUGGCGGUUUACCCGGUAGCUCUAGCUCUGAACCCGAGUCCGUACCCGAGAUUGAGAUCCGAAUCAAGCAAGGCGAAGAUGAUCCCAACUCAUACUUGCCAUGAUCAUUUUUAGUUACUUUUGGAAAUUGGAACUCAUUUAUUUAGUUUCCUUUUGCUUUAUUAGAAAACUCUAUAAAUUUAAAUGCAGAUCAGUUUUAGUGGGAUAGUGUUUAUUCACUCUCUAAUGUGUACAUGUUUUAUUGUAAUUUGUAAAUGUUGUAUGGAUUAUGGCAAUGGAAAUUUAACAGUUUGCAUUGAAACC